AAAGCGGAUUAUAGCUGUUUCCGAUCACAACCCAAUCACAUUUGGCCGCUUUCGUUCCUCGUAAAGUUUGAAUAUUCAAAGGUUUUAUUUGCUGGUUUCUGUCAACUCUCUAGUGAACCUUUGAAGUUUCAAGUCAAGUUUUCAAAUAUAGAGUCAUGAGUUUUGUUUUUCGAGGAACAAGAGCAGAUAUUGAAAAUGGUUUUCCAGGAUUUAUACCGGAGAGGCGAGCAUUGCGUGUUCAUGCAGCUCGUCCUAGUAAUUCUAAUUCACUCACUUUUCUCGUCACAGUUCUUCUGUUAUUCAUGAUAUUGAACUCUCACCAGAUGUCCCCAAAUUUUCUGCUCUGGCUGGUGCUCGGUGUUUUCUUGAUGGCAACAAUGUUGAGGAUGUAUGCAACAUGUCAACAGCUUCAAGCACAGGCCCAAGCUCAUGCAGCAGCAGCCAGUGGCAUUCUUGGCCACACAGAACUGAGGUUGCAUAUGCCACCAUCGAUAGCACUUGCAAGUCGAGGGCGUCUGCAGGGUCUCAGACUUCAGCUUGCUCUUCUUGACCGGGAGUUUGAUGAUCUUGAUUAUGAAACUUUAAGAGCUUUAGAUUCAGAUAAUGUUUCUACUGCACCUUCCAUGACCGAGGAAGAGAUUAAUGCUCUUCCAGUUCACAAGUAUAAGGUUGCUGGUCCCCAGAGUGGUGGAUCAUCAAUGCAACCAGCAUCAUCAUCCACUUCUGCUGAGAAGAAGCAAGACAUUUCAGGGGCUGUUGGAAGCAUGAAAGCCUCUGACGAUGAACUCACUUGCAGUGUAUGCUUGGAGCAAGUUAAUGUCGGUGAAGUACUGCGUAGCUUACCUUGCUUGCAUCAGUUUCACGCUAGUUGCAUCGAUCCUUGGCUGCGCCAACAAGGGACAUGUCCUGUAUGUAAAUUUCGAGCUGGAUCUGGGUGGAGUGACAAUGGACAUAAUGAUAUCGCGGACAUGGUUUGAAUACAUCGUCUAAUUUUUAUUUAUGGAGGUGUGAUUAAAGUCUACAACUAUAACUUAGUGUGAUGAUGUAUCAAAAAUAGUAGGUCUUGACAAGUAUUGGUGUAAUUACCCUGACGUGUAGGGAUGAGAAGAAGGGCAGAAUACCGUGUAACAACUAUUCAGCUUAUAUUUCUUCGGCUGCUGUGCGUAACCCAGCGCCAUCUGCACAAAUUUUUCUUUACUGCUA
Messenger RNA from Vigna unguiculata (cowpea), 1203 nucleotides. It is a transcript of the gene SDIR1, whose product is annotated as RING/U-box superfamily protein. The record is from RefSeq and is a predicted model, not a curated record. Gene Ontology annotation, molecular function: ubiquitin protein ligase activity. NCBI's taxonomy places the organism in Eukaryota, Viridiplantae, Streptophyta, Magnoliopsida, Fabales, Fabaceae. Gene Ontology annotation, biological process: ubiquitin-dependent protein catabolic process; protein ubiquitination.